This is a messenger RNA of Brachypodium distachyon (stiff brome), 1867 nucleotides long. Its product is annotated as protein IQ-DOMAIN 14. The record is from RefSeq and is a predicted model, not a curated record. NCBI's taxonomy places the organism in Eukaryota, Viridiplantae, Streptophyta, Magnoliopsida, Poales, Poaceae. Gene Ontology annotation, molecular function: protein binding. Bases 483 to 1655 code for a protein of 390 amino acids. The transcript is spliced from 4 exons.
CCUCGCCGCCGCUGCGGUUCGGGAGUUAUCCGUUCGAGGUUGAUGCGUGCGUGCCUUCGCCCAAAGUUUUCAGCGCAACCUCCGCCUUUCCUCUUCUGGGCUGGAUUCACGUAAACUUCGCCGCUUCCAGGCAACCGAUACUGCUGCUUCUUCUUUUGCUGUGCUACCUGCCCUGCUGCAAAGUUUCUUGCUUUAAUCUCGUGCCUUUCUGAAAGCUAAAUAGUGGACAUUUGCCUUGUUUGAAGCUUGCGGUUUCCGGACCGGACCACGGUCAUUUCUUCUGGAUUUCGCGUACAAACCGCCCUUCCUUCUUUAGCCGUGAGCCGUGACACCCGCGUACGGAGGUCAAGCUGUGUAUAUAGGCUGCUGUGCGUUCCUCAUUCUAGUUCACUCCUUCGAUUGAUUGUAUUCGAAAGUUCUUUUUCUCCGGUCGGAGCGCGCGGUUCUUUCUGUCGUCCAAAGCAGAAUCCGUGCGGCCGGCCAUGGGGCGUGCCAUGAGAUGGCUCAAGAAGGUGCUGACAGGCAGGAAGGAAGGGCACAGGGGCCUCAAGGAGAUCCAUGCCGCGACCGACUUGCGUGGCGCGGCCGAGAAGGAGACGACCGGGAGGUGGAGCUUCGUGAAGCAGAGGAAGAGCGGAGUCGACGGCGGGAAGCGAUCUUCAGAUCAGGCCCCCGUCGCCGUGGCGGAGCCAUCGCAGGGGAGGUUGUGCCGUUGUGCCGGUGGAGUGGAGGUGAGAGCGCGCGAGGAGAUGGCGGCUCUCGUGAUUCAGAAAGCCUUCAGAGGUUACCUGGCUAGGAAGGCGCUCCGCGCUCUCAGAUCACUGGUGAAGCUGCAGGCUCUGGUCAGGGGCUACCUCGUGAGGAAGCAAGCAACCACGACUCUGCACAGGCUGCAGGCGCUCAUGCGACUGCAGGCCGAUACCUACGCCGUCAAGCGAGACUCCUACCGGAAAUCCACAGAACAAGAGAGGAUCGUGGCGCAAGAUGCUCGGACGAAGCCGUCGCACCGGCGGAGGCUGUCGGACAGCACGGACUCCAACUACGAGCAGCGCGGGAGCCCGCGGAUCGUGGAGAUGGACACGUGCCAGCUCCGCUCCAGGUCCACCAGGAUCACGACGAGCGGCCGGCACGCGCACAACACCACCCCGGAUCGCUCCUCGUUCUCGCCGCAGUCCGUCAUCAAGCAGCCCCCACGGCUCUCCACGCGGCACCAUGAGCGGGAGCGCGACUACCCCGCCAGGCACGCCAAGACGGCGCAGAACACGCCGCGCUUCCUCUUCGGGCACGGCCCCCCGGCGUACGAGUACGACUCGCCCGCCAAGAGCGUCGACGGCGGCGGCGGGCUGACGACGCCGUCGCGGCUGCUUAUCUCGCACCGGGACCUGCUCGUCAGCCCGCGGUACAUGGCGGGCACGGCAUCAUCUGCGGCGAGGAUGCGGUGCCAGAGCGCGCCCAGGCAGCGGCAGCUCCAGGGCCAGGGCGGCGAGGGGCCAAGGGCGAGCCUGACGCAGCUGGCCGGGUCGAGGAAGUCGGCGUGCACGCACAUGCAGGCCGGUGGCUUCUGCUUACACUGCUCGGAAGCCGCCACCCACACCGGCUGUUCCGAUGUCAGCGACGAGGCGGCCAGGGAUUACUACUUGGACAGGAUGUGGUGAUCGGCCGAUAUAUCAGACGAUGGUUGGUGUAAGAUAGUCUCCAAAAUCUGUACAUGCUUAGGUGCUAAAGUGUUAUAAAGUCAAGGCAUAAGUACGUGAGUCACAAGUUGGUUUUUUCUUGAGUAAAUUUCACACCACCGCAGUUUUCAUGUCAAACUUCUCACGCAACCCCACUUUUACUUAAUUUGUCCGGAAACCAAAUUUUUCAGUCA